Messenger RNA from Onychostoma macrolepis, 5829 nucleotides. RefSeq names its product glutamate decarboxylase 2 (gene gad2). Gene Ontology annotation, biological process: GABA shunt. Bases 507 to 2258 code for a protein of 583 amino acids. Lineage: Eukaryota; Metazoa; Chordata; Actinopteri; Cypriniformes; Cyprinidae. The record is from RefSeq and is a predicted model, not a curated record. The transcript is spliced from 16 exons. Gene Ontology annotation, cellular component: cytoplasm. Gene Ontology annotation, molecular function: pyridoxal phosphate binding; glutamate decarboxylase activity.
UGAAGCGGAUUAUCUUUACGCCACAAGAAGCUUUUAUUAGCACUAAAGUUGCAAGUUUGCACGUUGGAGAGACGGCGCAACGGAUUGCAUGAAGUGCUUUUUAAAAAUGUGCUGUGCACCCUUAACUUGCGUUUGCAGCUGAGGCAUGUGAAAGAGAAUGAGAGCUAUUGGAUGCCUGCGUCUCCAUCAGUGCCAGUGUUUCUCCAUGAGUUCAGUGACGGUCUCCGGCUGCUCCAAAUCAUUGCGCACGGCGCACCAACUGAAUCUAGACGCUCAGUCUCGGCUGAUCUCCAUCUGAGGGCUUUGCACAUCUUUUAUGAGCACUUUAUCAAUUAAAGCACUUGAUUUGACGCGUUUGGACAGGUGUGAUUGUAAAUACACCGCGCACGCAGCUGGAUUUUGGAUUCAGCACCACGGCUGCGGACAGCUCCCGUUCCCCCGUGACGCGCGUCUGGAUGGCUGCUGCUCGCGUUUCUCUGUCGCUGCUCUGAUCCGCUCUUUUCGCGAUGGCAUCUCACGGGUUUUGGUUUCUGGGUGCUGAAAACGCGGCUGGAAACGGCAGUCAAAGCCCGAACACUCCCAGAGCAUGGUGUCAGGCGGCGGCCCAGAAAUUCUCCGGAGGCAUCGGCUCCAAAUUAUGUGCUCUGUUAAAUGUCGGGGAGGCUGAGAAAGCAGCUCAAGCCCCAGUUAAAGCAGAAGAUGGGUCUACAGCCGAGAGCUGCGGCUGCAAUAAACCCUGUGACUGCCCCAAAGCCGCCGUGUGCUUCUCUGAUCUCUAUUCAACAGAUCUUUUACCUGCACUGGAUGGGGACGCCAAGACUAUGAAUUUUCUGCAGGAGGUUGUGGAUAUAUUGCUGGCUUAUAUAGUGGAAUCUUUUGACAGGUCAACGAAAGUGAUUGAUUUUCACUAUCCAAAUGAAUUGCUCCAAAGGAAUAAUUGGGAGCUUUCGGACGAACCCGAGACUCUAGAUGAUAUUCUGAUCAGCUGUCGUGCCACGCUAAAAUACGCCAUAAAAACUGCACACCCCAGGUAUUUCAAUCAGCUCUCCACUGGGUUAGACAUGGUUGGCUUGGCUGCCGAUUGGCUAACGUCCACUGCCAACACCAAUAUGUUCACCUAUGAGGUGGCUCCAGUCUUCGUGCUGUUGGAAUACGUCACACUGAAGAAGAUGAGGGAGAUCAUUGGCUGGCAGGACGGCCGCGGUGAUGGAAUAUUCUCCCCGGGUGGCGCCAUCUCCAACAUGUAUGCCAUGCUGCUGGCUCGCUAUAAAAUGUUCCCUGAGGUGAAGGAGAAAGGAAUGUCAUCUGUACCAAGACUGGUGGCCUUCACAUCUGAACAUAGCCAUUUUUCAAUCAAGAAAGGAGCAGCCGCACUUGGAAUCGGUACAGAAAGUGUCAUCUGUAUUAAAGCAGAUGAAAGGGGUAAGAUGAUUCCUUCCGACCUUGAAAGGAGGAUUAUUGAAGCCAAGCAGAAGGGAUACGUGCCAUUCUUUGUCAGCGCCACGGCCGGCACCACAGUUUAUGGAGCCUUUGAUCCUCUCAUGGCUAUAGCAGACAUCUGUAAGAAGCAUGAUGUCUGGAUGCAUGUGGAUGGAGCAUGGGGUGGAAGUUUGCUAAUGUCCCGGAAACACCGGUGGAAGCUGAAUGGAGUUGAGAGGGCUAAUUCUAUGACCUGGAACCCUCAUAAAAUGAUGGCUGUGCCCUUGCAAUGCUCAGCUCUGCUGGUUCGAGAGGAGGGUCUGAUGCAGAGCUGCAAUCAGAUGCAGGCCUGUUAUCUGUUCCAGCAGGACAAGCACUAUGAUCUGUCCUAUGACACAGGGGACAAGGCCCUGCAGUGCGGCCGCCAUGUGGACAUCUUCAAACUAUGGCUAAUGUGGAGAGCUAAGGGCACUAUUGGUUUUGAGGCUCAGAUUGACAAAUGUCUGGAGCUUUCAGAGUAUCUCUACAACAAGAUCAAGGACAGGGAAGGAUAUGAUAUGGUGUUUGAUGGAAAGCCUCAGCAUACCAAUGUGUGUUUCUGGUACCUUCCACCGGGCGUACGCUACCUGGAGGACAAAGUGGAGAAAAUGAAGCGUCUGCACAAGGUUGCCCCUGUAAUCAAAGCCAGAAUGAUGGAGUAUGGAACGACCAUGGUGAGCUAUCAGCCGCAGGGAGACAAGGUCAACUUCUUCCGUAUGGUCAUCUCCAACCCAGCUGCUACCUUUGAAGACAUUGACUUCCUCAUUGAAGAGAUUGAGCGACUGGGACAGGAUCUUUAAAAACUUAAGAUGCCGAAACCUGUUAUUCUUGUGUCCCUGGAUGGAUCGAAUAUUUGUUGUGAAUGUAACGGUAAAUCUUUGAUUCCUCUUCUCCAAAGUCAUAUAAAGAUAGUAUGAUUUAAAAAAAAGACAAUAUGAAAAUAUCUAGCCUUUAGUAUUGUAGUGUUGUUGUGGGCUUCGUGGUCCAAAGCCCUGUAAAAGUGUUACCGUCUGCUUUUACUGUCUAUCUUAGUGUCUUUGACAUGACUUUUUUUUUUUUGUUUACAUGUGUUUAUUGAGAAUAUGAAGAGUUACUUGCUUCUUAUUCAGUGCAGGUCCUAAGUUUCUAUUUGAACAGCUAUUCAAAGUGCCAGAUUACAGACUAUAUUAUAAUAGUAGAGACAUAUUAUCUAAAACCACUUCAUACCUAGAGCUUUUGUAUUCAGAGACUAUGUGUGACUUAUGUUUGAUCAAUUUCUCAAGAUACCGAACCAUAGGAAGAGUUUUACAAGAGUUUCGACCAACUGUAUUGAGUGUGGACAUGACAUUUAAAUUAGUUAACGUAUGCUCAAAAAACAAGCACAAAUAUAAUGUUGCUCUCUAAAAUGAUAUUUACAGGAGGCUGCCAGUGUCUAUAUAAACAUGUCUAUACAGUAGCAUAUUAUAUGCUACUGUACUUCUAAAUUUGACCAAACUAAAAUGAUAAUAAUAAACAAGAACAACAUUUUUAAAAUGAUCAUACUAUAAAAACAAAAUAAUCCUGUUUUCAGGAUAAAAUGCUCUUUAAAAUGGGAAUUUCCCUUCCCCCUAAUAACAUGUGCAAUUAUUGAAAAAUAUUUUUAUUUCUUUACUUGGAAAUUCAAAAUUUCCAACUUAAUACUUGGAAAAGUGCAAUAGAGAGGCAUUUGAAUGGCAGUUGGUCUUGGAAACUUUUAGGUAGUUGUUCACUUUUAAGCAAACAAAAUUAAAAAAUAAAUAAAUCAAUAAAUCAAAUAUUCACUCUUUCGACAAUGUCCCCUGGAAUGAAACAGUAGCACACGCAUAUUAUGUACUGUAUUAAAAAACAUGGAUUUAAAUGACAAAUUUAGUCUAUAUAUAUAUAUAUGUAGUAAAACACUUUCCUACAUAAUAGCAAUAGAUUUCUUAAUUUAACGACCCAUUCAUGUACUUAUUUAGCUUUCUUAUACAAAAUGAUAGAUAUUUCAGGGUAUAUUAACAGAGCUAAAUUUAAUGUUAUAUAUAAACUCCAAAAAGAAAAUAACACACAAGCAUAAUUAGGGUUCUGCCCUAUGAUAGUAUGUAAAUAAUGUUUUAAGAUGUUCUUGAUCAAGUACAUAUCUAUGUGAAUACAUCACUGUAUUGUAUAUAAGGCAGAGUCUAUUUGUGUGGUAAAUAAUAUUAUUUUCUCUAUUCAACAGAUAUUUAAUCGUAAAUGGUAGAUACAUUCUGCUUUGUGUGUGCGUGUGUCAGAUGUGUUGAAUAUGAUGACUUAUGUAACUGCAAAGAUGAAGGAUCUGGCUUUAAAUCCAUUUGAAGCCUCUGCAUUUUAACGUACUAACUCGAAAUUAUUAUUAUAGCACAUUUCGGUGGUUAUGAAAGCUAUUUCUGAACCAGUGCUGGUUGUAUUCGUGCCCAAGUGAUAAACUUGACAUCCUGUGCCGAUUUGUAUUUUUGUGUUUGUAACUGUAUUGCCUUAGUAUUAAUUGCCAGUAUUGUCUAGUUCUCCUAAAGAGGAGCUUGUGCACUUUAGCUUAUAUGUAUGAUGAUCUGUCCAAUGGAUGUUCUUAGUUUGAUGUUUUAUGAAACUGAGCGUUGUCUGAAUGUGUCCCAGCUUGGACGUCCAUUCGAGAUGAGAGUUGCUUAUAGCUGAAAUCCUUUGUAGAUUUGCUAAUGCUAUAUUACUGCCUGUAUCCUGUAAUAGUCAGCCCUGCUGAAAAACACAACUGAACCCCAUCGAAUCUGGUUUUAGAUUGGUCUUAGAGUGUGUUUCCCAAAAGUAUAUUAGUUUAAACCUAUUUUGUCGCGACCAACACUUUGGUGCUUCCUGAAUACGUAAUUCCAACAAACAUUUGCAAACAUUUGACUUUUUGUUUUUUGCACGCAUGCUCUAGUACCAUGAAGGAAAAUGCAAAAUAAUAGAGAACAAAAGUAGCGAAGCAGUCCUCAGAUGCCAUGUGCAUUAUUUAGAGCAAUAACGGCUUUAAUUUGUUUAAUUACCACCUGCUUGACGUCAUAUACAACAGUUCUAAGCAACGUGGUUCAAAAACAGAUGUGCGACAAAGUUCCUACGUUUUCGAAAAACAGCCAUGGCUAGCUAGUUUCUACAAUGUUGCAUCACGCUAAGGUGGUUAAGCAAAAAAGUACAGGAAACGCACCCCUGGUCAGGCAGGAAGACCGACUUAAACCAGUUAAUCCGGCUACUUAUGAAAAUUAACCAUGGUUUUAUUGUAGUAAAAGAGUAGUAACCAUGUUUUUGGCAGAUUGAUUACCAAUUGUAUAACCACAGUUUUACUGUAAAUACCAUGGUUAAACUAUGGUUAGUGUAGCAAACCCAUGGUUAAUUUGCGGUUACCAUGGUUUAACUACAUUAACUGUGGGGAUUUUUUUAUGGCUAAUUCUCAUAAGGGUAAAGCUGUUUUUUCAGCACUGAAGGAACGCUAAGUUCGUAAUUUUCAAGAUUCUUUCUGUCCCUUUUCAGGAUCGACAAGCUGUGUCACAUAGUUUAUGUAUUUUAAGCUCUUGUAUUCACGACAAAUGCAUCGACAUCCUCACCGUGGUAGUCUUGGAACGCCCACAGUGCCGUCUUUCCCUGCUGCUGCUACAAACCUGCUCUCUUUGCACGUGCAUGAACGCCUUGCCUUCCGAGCUUGUGAAAUACAAUCCCAGAUAUCCACACAUAUAUAUAUAUAUGUAUAUUUAGUGCAACCUGGUGUUAGUUUUAGUGGCAAUAUGGAUAGCUUAGCUUCAAAUAUAUAGUACACUGUCGCCAGCUUGCUCACUCUGUGUUAGCAUUAUCCAACGUAUUUAUCUGCUAAGCAAGCAUGUUCUGUGUGGCUUAGUUGUAUGCUUCCGCGACCGUAUAUCUCUAUCUUUCUCUCUGUCUUUCGCUUUGGUUGUUUUCCGCAGCUUUAAUAUUAGCGUGUGUAGUUCCUUGGCAUGCCUCUAUAUAAGCAUAUUCAAAGUCUCGAUGUCUCUCUAUCGCACUCUCUUCUUCCUGUGUCUCUCUUUCUCUUGCUUUGCCCUGUAGCAGCUCUCAGACCUUUAAGAGCAGUGUUUUCCCUGCUGUUUCACGACUACCCAUCAUGUCCAUCAGUUUGUUGUAUGAGGAACUCAUGUGUUGUCAUGAACCUGACCGAACAGGGUAACACCAUGUGACUGAGUGAAUUCAUGUUUUUUUCUUUCUCACUCAACAUUGCUUGAAAGUAAAGUGAUUGUCUGAGGAUCUGAUGUUCAGAAGAAAGUAACAAACAACUAGUGUGUUGAAAUUAUAUAGAGCGAGGCAGAUAACAGACCCUCUUGAAAUGUGUUUUACUUUCAUGGGAAACGCCAAUAAAUGUUACUGCCAAACAAGUUUGUCUGGAUUUUUAAUAAA